Molecule: messenger RNA, 1677 nt
Organism: Ficedula albicollis (Collared flycatcher)
Lineage: Eukaryota; Metazoa; Chordata; Aves; Passeriformes; Muscicapidae
Gene: RNF180
Product: ring finger protein 180
Exons: 6
Coding region: 4-1677 (557 amino acids)
Biological process (GO): positive regulation of proteasomal ubiquitin-dependent protein catabolic process; norepinephrine metabolic process; serotonin metabolic process
Cellular component (GO): endoplasmic reticulum membrane
Molecular function (GO): ubiquitin protein ligase activity; metal ion binding; ubiquitin conjugating enzyme binding
Source: RefSeq, a predicted model, not a curated record
AUAAUGAGCAACCAAGAGGCUGGUGUUCUACGUUGCUGGAGUUGUACGAAACAUAUAGCAAAUGCUGUUUUUCUUGCAAAAUGUAAUGGGAAAGAAACAUCCAAAAUAACACAGUCUUCAGCUGCUGCUCAGAAUUCUUGCAAUGUAUGGCAUGUGAGCUUAGAAGCCAUACCAGAGUGGGUGAAAUGUGUCAUUGAAAAGGCACAGUGGAAAAUUGGAAAACUGCACUGUCCAUUCUGUGAGGCUUGCUUAGGGAGCUUUAACUUUGUUUGCAACAAAGAAUGUUCCUGUGGACAAUUAGUAAAUAGACAUUUCUGCAAAACUUGGACUGAACAUCAGCCACCUUUCUCUGUUAAAUUGUCAAAAUCAUCAGAAAAACAUUUGCUUCUCAAAAUUCAGUCUGGUUUUAACAAGGAUACAUGCCAUGAAGUGGUAAAUGCAACUUUAGAAAUCAAAAAUCAUGGACUUUCCUGCCCAGCUGGAAGUAACAAUAGUGCUGGAAGAUUAACAGAAGCACUUUGUCUAGAAGUCAGAACUCCCAGAUAUGAGAUAGAAAGUAAAAAACUUCCCUUAAAGGCAUCUUGCUAUCCUAUAAAAGAUGCAUUCACUGUAAAUCCUUUUCACGGAAGAUCACGUAGCUUGGAUUUAAAUACCAGAGGAAGAUUUGUUUUGUCUCCUGUGUUAUAUGAAACUUGCAGCAUGGGAACACUUUACCGUGGCCGAAAUGAAAAUCCACCUGCUUACAUACAAGGGAACUUGCAAUUAGAGUCCAGUAGGAAAGACAGUAGUUCUUUUCAGGAUCUGUAUAGUUCCAGUGCUGACAUACUACAAAACCAAUUUCAAGUUACUUCCAUUACCAAAUUACUACACAAAGAAACAGAAAGUGAGUGUGAUUUUGAAGUUACUGGGCAAUCUUCUGGGAGCAUCAUUGCUGAUGGGUCACCAUUUGUGAUUAAUCUUUCCUCGCCUACAAGGGCUGUAGAAGACAAACAGUACAUCACACAUGGUAAUCUUGUGCGGCCUAUGAGUAUUUCCUUCAACCAAAAGCUGAGUAAGAGAGAAAGAAACAAAUCAAACUGCCUGAGGAGAAAACAGAGAAGGCGAGAGCAAUGUCUACAGAAGCAACCUGCAAAUGAUCACCUGCAUACAGAUGAUGAGCAUGAACUCAGAGGAGAUAAAGAAAGCUAUCUCUGUGCUGUGUGUCUGGAUGUUUAUUUUAAUCCUUACAUGUGCUAUCCAUGCCACCACAUCUUUUGUGAGCCUUGCUUAAGGAUGCUUGCCAAAGACAAUCCAACCAGCACUCCAUGUCCACUGUGUCGCACUACAAUCGCCAGAGUCUUUUUCCAAACAGAUCUGAAUAACUCUACCAGAUCUUUUUUCCCUGUGGAAUAUUUGAACCUAAAGGAAAAUUUUCAAAAAUCCAAUUCUGCUAAGUGGCCUCUACCGAGCUGCAAGAAAGCAUUCAGAGUUUUUGAAGGUUUUCGAAGGCACUCAAAUACUGUAACAAGGAGGCAUUUCCCACAUGCUGCUCACAGGAUGGACUAUAUGGACUUCGAGGAUGACAGCCGUGGAUGGCGGUUUGAUAUGGACAUGGUCAUCAUCUACAUUUAUUCAGUCAACUGGAUAAUAGGAUUUAUUGUUUUCUGUUUCCUUUGUUAUUUCUUUUUCCCUCUUUAG